Messenger RNA from Tetrahymena thermophila SB210, 1680 nucleotides. RefSeq lists its product as hypothetical. The record is from RefSeq and is a predicted model, not a curated record. Lineage: Eukaryota; Ciliophora; Oligohymenophorea; Hymenostomatida; Tetrahymenidae. The transcript has 4 exons. The annotation marks the transcript as partial.
UUAAUAAUAAUCAAUUCUAUUAAUUGCAUAAAAAUUACUUACUUACUGUUUGAAUUAAUGUCUGUUUUUUCAGAAGACAAAUUCAAGAUAACUAGGAGAGUACCAGCUCUGUAAAAUAUGAAGUCAAUAGAUCAUAUUACAAAAGUUUAUAUAAACAAUAAGCAGUACUAGCCCAUUUCGACGAAAGUUAAGAAAUAUUUAAAGCUAGCUGAGCACAUUCAAAGAAAUUCACAUAGUUCUGAAAGAAGGUUCCAAGUAAAGUUAAGAAAUGUUGGAGAUAGCAAUGAAAAUGACGAAGAUUAUUUCUUGUAUCCAAAAAAUAAAUAAAGUCUCAAGGAAAAUCAAUUAUAAAACAUAAAAAAUUUUAAAAGAAGCGUUGAGAAACAAUCAUCAUUGACAGAUGACACUUCUUAAUAAGGAAGAUAAAAAGCAUAAACAGCUUACUGUUUGAAUAGUAUUUCAAAUCAAGAAAGCUAUGACAGCUCUACCUUAAAGAGCUAUUAGACUAGCGAUGACAGUAAAUUUAAAUAAGAAGUAAGAAAUUCCCUCCCAAAUUCUCCUUUAUUAUAACCGACAGUAGUUUAGUCAAAUAUAAACAAGUAGAAAUUGAAGCUGGAGUCUUUCGAAAAUGAGUAACAGCAAGAAAAUCUUAAAUCAAACAAUACAAGCAAAGAUCAAUAAAACUCGUUGGAGGACUUCAAUAAAUACUAAUUGGUUGGUGUGCGUAAAAAUUUAAUGCUUCAAAGAGCUCAAUUAUAGAGGUUAGAUUAAUUUAAUAGAAAGGAUGAGUCAAACAACUUCAUUUAAGAGGAAGAAGAAGACGAUGAUGAUAUACUAUUUCAUGAGUCUUUUGAGAGAAAGAACCAGUAAAAGUAAAAAUAAGAGCUUGAAACUGGCCUGCCUUAGGAGAAUUGGAAUGAAUUAUCAAUAAUAAAGUCAAAGGGAAUUUAGUAGAAUAAAACUCCCCUUUCAUAAUUGAAUAUACAAAAAUUUAGCAGAAAUCAUAUUUCUAAUUCCUAAGCUGGUUCAAGAAACAGAGUAAAUUAAUCUAAUGAUUUAGCUAGUAUUUUGUAAGAAUUAGAUCAAGAAGAUUCUAAGCAUAAAAUAGUACUGCCAUAGAAUUUUACAUUUAAUAACAUAAAAAGAAAUACAGUAUUUAAAAAAUCAGCUAAACAAAACGAUUUAAUGAACAGCUUAAAACAAUUUAGACAAUCAAUUAGUCCUUAAACAGAAAAUACUCCAUAACCAAUAAGACAGCUUUCUUAAAAUUCGUUAGGCACAGCAAAUCUAUAAAAGGUAUAAAAACCAAAAGUUGUCAGCACCUUUUCACAAUCUUAAAAUUUAUUCAAUAUAAAACAAAGCAAUCUCAAAGUAAGGUCUUAAUAACAAGAUAUUAAUUACAUAAUGAAUUAAAACUUCCUUUAAGAUAUUAAAGACCUUAAAAAAAAGCUAUAAAAGCAAUCAUUUGUACUCAAGGCUUUAAAUAUUUGAAAAUAAAUAAGUUUAUUUAUUUUUGAGCAAGUAAUUCAUUCUGCUUUUAUAAUGGAAUAAAAAUAAUUAUAAUUGAAAACAUUUACAAAUUUAAAAAAUAGCAAAUAUUAAAUAAAUAAAUAAUUAAUUAAUUAAUAAUUUAUCUCUUACUAAACUUGUUAAGUAAAGGUGUAUCAAACAAAACCCGAA